GUAUUUCACCCGCCCUGGUCACACUCAUUGAAGCAGCUGGCGGCAUAAAAAAAAAACAUUUUUUAUUUCGGGGAAGCCUACGCACUUUAUCUGCAAAAUGGGCAAGCGACGCAGCCGGGAUCGGCAUCAGGAGCCGCAGUCCUUCAGUGGCGACGAGGAGGACAUCAAAGCAAGCCAGCGCAAUUCGUCAAAAUCAAAGAAAGCCAAACAAAAGGUGGCCCGCGAAUCCUCUAGUUCAUCGGAUUCCUCAUCCGUGAGCAAGAAAUCCAGUCACAGUAGCCCCUCGCCCGGCAGAAAAAAGUCGAAGCCCAGCAGAAAGCCGAGGGAAUCCCCGGAGCACCAUGAAAAGCGAUCCAAACAACCAAUGAAGCCCUCGGAGGACGUGCAAGAGCAGCGCUCCAAGUGGGACAGCCCGGAACGCAGCAACUCACAUCGAAACAGCUCCAGACAGCGCCGGCACAGCCGCAGUCGUUCCAGGGAUCGCAGCGAAAGGGACAGGGAUCGACAGCGCGACAGAGAGCGCAACCGCGAACGCGAGUGGGACAAUCACAUGCAGCGCAGCGGACGGGAAAGGGAUCGCAGCAAGGAACGCCGACAGCGUUCUAGGAGCGGCGACCGCAAGGAUCGGGAGCGGGAUAGGGAUCGCCAGCGGAGAUCGCCUGAUAAGAGGCCAGUUCGUCGCAGUCAAAGUCCACGCGAACACUUUUACCGCGGAGGACGCGACUUUGGCCAGGGACGCCAACGAAAUCAACGUCGCGACAAUCGCAACAGAAAUGAGGACGAGCAGUACGACUGGGGCAAGCAGGGCGACGCAAAAGCCUCGGCGGCCGACGAGGAGCCGGUGGAAAAGGAAAAGCCGAACUUGGGACUAAGUGGCGCCCUCACCGAAGACACCAACAAGGUGAAUGGCGUGGUGGUAAAAUACUCUGAGCCUCCGGAGGCCCGCAAACCUAAGCGGCGCUGGAGGCUUUACCCAUUUAAGGGCGAAACGGCACUCCCCACGCUGCACAUCCAUCGGCAAAGCUGCUUUCUAGUGGGACGGGAUCGUAAAGUCGUCGACUUGGCAGUAGAUCACCCCAGUUGCUCCAAACAGCAUGCCGCCCUGCAGUACCGACUGGUGCCCUUUGAGCGAGAGGAUGGCAGUCACGGGAAGCGCGUGCGAUUAUACCUGAUCGAUCUGGAAUCCGCCAAUGGGACUUUCCUUAACAACAAGAAGAUCGACGGGAGGAAGUACUACGAACUGAUGGAGAAGGACGUGAUAAAGUUUGGCUUUAGCUCGCGCGAGUAUGUGCUGCUCCAUGAGAACAGCAAGGAGGACCAGGAGGAUGACGAUGUGCAUAUCAAGGAUGAGCCGCAGGAUGCGCCUGCCGAGGAGGCAAAUCCAUAAAUGAUGCCUGCGUGUGCACAUCUUGGCUUGGUAUGCUUUCUUUAAUCUAGCUGCUUAGUGUAAUGCGUUUUGUAACCCAAACCUUGGGCCAGAGAUAUGUAAAAAGUCUUUUACAGAACACGGUUUUUGCGUGUUCACUGCCAACACAGAAAUAAAUUCUCAAACGAAA
This is a messenger RNA of Drosophila ficusphila, 1556 nucleotides long. RefSeq names its product FHA domain-containing protein DDL. The coding region runs from base 98 to 1387 and encodes 429 amino acids. Lineage: Eukaryota; Metazoa; Arthropoda; Insecta; Diptera; Drosophilidae. Gene Ontology annotation, biological process: miRNA processing. The record is from RefSeq and is a predicted model, not a curated record. The transcript has 2 exons. Gene Ontology annotation, cellular component: nucleus. Gene Ontology annotation, molecular function: mRNA binding; protein binding.